GUCGUGCUCCCAGUCUAAUCUAAUUCCCAAACUCUUUCUUCCCCAAUCGACUCCCCAAUCUCACCGGACUUAAGUCUCCGGCAAACGCACCGUCGCGAUGUCGUCGAUUUACGUACUAGAACCACCGACGAGAGGCAAGGUGGUGCUUCAAACGACCCAUGGGCCGCUCGACAUCGAGCUCUGGCCCAAAGAGGCUCCCAAGGCCGCCCGGAACUUCGUCCAGCUCUGCCUCGAAGGCUACUACGACAACACCAUCUUCCACCGCAUCAUCAAAGGCUUCCUCGUCCAGGGCGGCGACCCCACCGGCACCGGCGAAGGCGGUGAAAGUAUCUACGGCGGACCUUUCUCCGACGAGUUUCAUUCCCGGCUGAGAUUCAAGCAUAGAGGAUUAGUUGCUUGCGCAAAUGCGAAUAAGCCUAAUACGAAUGGGAGCCAGUUCUUCAUGAACUUGGACCGCUCUGAUUGGCUUGACAAGAAGCAUACGAUUUUCGGAAAGGUGACUGGGGAUUCAAUAUACAAUCUGGUGAGGUUGGGCGAGAUUGAAACCAACAAGGAUGACCGGCCUUUGGACCCACCGCCCAGGAUAUUAUCAGUAGAGGUACUGUGGAAUCCGUUUGAUGAUAUUGUCCCUAGAGUGUCUUCACGUUCUUUGGUCCAAGCAGCAGAUGAUACUGACAACAAGGAGACGAAGAAGAAAGCUGUGAAAAAGCUGAACUUGCUGUCAUUUGGAGAAGAAGCUGAAGAGGAGGAGAGAGAAUUGGCAGCUGUAAAGACAAAAAUAAAGAGCAGUCAUGAUGUAUUGGAUGAUCCUCGUCUUCUAAAGGAAGAAGUUCCACUAACCGAAGUGGAUCCUAAGACAAGGCAGGUCCAGUUAUCUGUUAGAGAGGCUCUACAAUCAAAGAAGGAAGACCCCUCGAAAAACUCAGAAUCAAAAUUUUAUAAUUCUCUUAAUUACAGCGAUAAUGAUGACGAUGAUAAUGAGGUCAACUUUGAUGCACGAAUGCGUAAUCAAAUACUAAGGAAACGGAAGGAAUUGGGAGAUCACCCACCAAAGCCAAAGUUGCCAAACGGGAGCUCUAGCCCAAAGCAGCGCGAAGUAGCUGCAACAAGCUCAAAGGCUGAAAACUUUGACGAUGACCAACCAAAGGUAGAGAAGCUGUCAUUGAAGAAAAAAGGGAUAGGUUCUGAGGCCAAAGCUGAGCGCAUAGCCAAUGCUGAUGCAGACUUACAGCUUUUAAGUGAAGCUGAAAGAGGGAGACAAUUGCAGAAACAGAAGAAGCGUAGAAACCAGGGACGAGAAGAAGAAACAAUAGCAAGACUCGAGAAGUUUAAGAAGACCCUGUAUGUGAAGCCUACGGCCCCAGAUAAUGAAUCUGGAGGCGACGAUGGCGAAGAUUUAUCUGAUUGGCAAAAAUCUCGGUUAAAAUUUGCUCUUGAGACUGGAAAGAUGACUCGCACUGAGGACGUAAAUGAUUAUGUUGUGCAUGACCCUCUUUUGGAGAAGGGAAAAGAGAAGUUCAACCGGAUGCAAGCAAAGCAAAAACGAAGAGAUCGAGAAUGGGCUGGCAAAUCUCUUACUUGACUUCUGUCCACCAUACUUCACCGGUUUGUGAAUAUUUGAGACUGAAUGGGAUCAUGAGAGUUGCACGUCAUUGCCUUUGUAUGUCAAAUGCCUGCUGAAACUUGCACAAUUAGCCACACUUCCAGUUCCAUGAAACUAGUGGAUAUUGAGGCGCACAUUAUUCGACAACAAUUUCAUCAAUCUCAUAUUUCUGGCUCAUCUAAUCUUUGCGAUAGACUUAUUUCUGCAGGUGUAUUGAUGAAUAAUGUGGGUAGUGCUCUUUCCACCCUUCUGUGACUAGUCUCUUCUGCUUAAUAUUAGGUUGUACAGUUCUAAUUGUGUAGUUAUACUUGAAGC
Fragaria vesca subsp. vesca is the source of this 1918-nucleotide messenger RNA. RefSeq names its product peptidyl-prolyl cis-trans isomerase CWC27 homolog. Gene Ontology annotation, cellular component: catalytic step 2 spliceosome. The coding region runs from base 98 to 1582 and encodes 494 amino acids. Gene Ontology annotation, molecular function: peptidyl-prolyl cis-trans isomerase activity. The record is from RefSeq and is a predicted model, not a curated record. The transcript is spliced from 10 exons. Gene Ontology annotation, biological process: protein peptidyl-prolyl isomerization; protein folding. Lineage: Eukaryota; Viridiplantae; Streptophyta; Magnoliopsida; Rosales; Rosaceae.